Messenger RNA from Morchella importuna, 957 nucleotides. RefSeq lists its product as uncharacterized. The record is from RefSeq and is a predicted model, not a curated record. The coding region runs from base 1 to 957 and encodes 318 amino acids. Lineage: Eukaryota; Fungi; Ascomycota; Pezizomycetes; Pezizales; Morchellaceae. The transcript has 2 exons.
AUGGGAAUCGGCCGUUUUUUCUGCUUCGGCUCCUCCGGGAAGAAGUCUCAGCGUCACAAUGAAAAGACCACCGCCCGCAGCCUAGAUGCGCCAGGACAACUCAUGUCCGACAAGCAGCCCCACGCCCAAUCCCCCACGUCCCACAUCACCACCAUCCCCGACGGCCCACCCCCCGCCUACGCCGGCAUCAUCCCCCCCGCCGCACCCUACAACCAAUUCACCCCCAUGCCCGAAAACCACCCCUACCCCUACCCCCCACAACCCCAUACAAACCCCUACCACCCACACAUAGCCACCUCCCCCACCAUCGAACCCGUCACCCGCCGCUUCUCCUUCCGCGCCAACGCAACCGUGGGCGUCGACCACUACAGCGCCCUCCGCAACUUCGACACCACCUCCUCUGCCCUCGAAGCCAUCGUCCCAAUCUGCACGGCCCACGACGCCGACGGCGUCGACAUCUACUUCCUCAACCACCCGCGCGCACACACACAAGUGCGUUCGCCCGCCGAGGUGCUCUCCAUCUUCAGCAGCGUGCGCCCCUGCGGCGCGACACCCACGGGACGGCGGCUCGGCGAGAUCCUGGAGCUGUAUUUGGCGGCGUAUAGAAGGAACGCGGGGAUCAAGCCGUUGAAUAUCAUUGUGAUUACGGAUGGGGAGCCGACGGACCCUGGGAAGCUGAAGAGGUGCAUUGUGGACUGUGCGAAGAGCCUGGAUGCGCUUGGCGCGAGGGAUAGACAGGUGGGCGUGCAGUUCUUUCAGGUGGGGAAUGAUGAGGCGGCGACGGAGAGCCUGGAGGAGUUGGAUAAUGAGCUUGUGGAGGAGGAGGGCGUGAGGGAUAUGGUGGAUACGAUUAGUUGGAGGAAGAUGAAUGAGGGCAAGGGGCUGAGUGCGGAUGGUAUAUUGAAGGCGGUUAUGGGCGCGGUGGAUAAGAGGCUAGAUCGGACGCAGCGGGCAUAG